Molecule: messenger RNA, 2109 nt
Organism: Dromaius novaehollandiae (emu)
Lineage: Eukaryota; Metazoa; Chordata; Aves; Casuariiformes; Dromaiidae
Gene: KCNV1
Product: potassium voltage-gated channel modifier subfamily V member 1
Exons: 3
Coding region: 340-1860 (506 amino acids)
Biological process (GO): protein homooligomerization; potassium ion transmembrane transport
Cellular component (GO): membrane; voltage-gated potassium channel complex
Molecular function (GO): protein binding; voltage-gated potassium channel activity
Source: RefSeq, a predicted model, not a curated record
CCUCGUGGGUCAGCGCUGGCAGAUGGUGCCAGGCACUUCCAGUUGGCCGGCAGCGCAGGGAGAGCGAGGUGGAAUUGUCUCAGGUAUCAUUAUUACUUCCCUCUCAUCACAGGUAUAGAUAGUGUUGAGCUGUUCAGCACCCUGCUUCACCUCUGUCUCAGAUGGAGACAUCACCUGGAGGAAGUGGGGACAGCGCUAUGCCCCUGGGACAGUAAAGAAAGCAUCUGAAAGUAGCACACUCACAAGCUGGCCCGGCCCACCCCCAGCGGGGCUAUAUUCUCUGCAGCUCUGUUGUGUUUUCAAUCCAGGAGAGUGUGGGCUGCUGCUGGCAGCUACAGGAUGAAGUCGCCUCCCUGCUGCAUGUCUCUUUCUUCCCAAGCAUCCCUGGAGGAACAAGGGAAUAGCACGUCCCUGGGCUCCCUGGACUCCAGUGUUUUCUCCAGCGAGGAAGAGCAGGGGCCCUUGCUUCAGAAGGUCAUUCCCUCCUUGGACUGCUUUACUAUCAAUGUAGGAGGCAGCCGCUUUGUGAUGUCCCAGCAAACUUUGUCUUGCUACCCUGACACCCGCCUUGGCAAACUGGCCGUAGUGGUCUCUGCUGCCCGGGAUGUGGCCUCUGGCCUUCUCGAGCUCUGUGAUGAUGCCAACCUAGUGGAGAAUGAGUAUUUCUUUGACCGGAGCUCACAGGCGUUUCACUACAUCCUGAAUUACUACCAGACAGGGAGAUUGCAUGUGAUGGAGCAGCUCUGUGCACUCUCCUUCCUGCAAGAGAUCCAGUACUGGGGGCUGGAUGAGCUCAGCAUCGAUUCCUGCUGCCGAGACCGGUACUUCAGGAGGAAGGAGCUGAGUGAAGCGUUAGACAUCAAGAAAGAUGCAGAAGAACUGGAUGCCCAAGACGAAGAAGAGGACUUUUCUGGUAGUCUGUGUCCCAAUGUCAGACAGAAGCUUUGGGAAGUUUUGGAAAAGCCUGGCUCUUCUGCAGCAGCCAGGACUUUUGGUACUCUAUCCAUGGCUUUUGUUGUUGUGUCCAUUGCCAACAUGGCUUUGAUUUCAGUAGAGCUAAGCUGGCUGUCACCACCACUACUGGAUGCCCUAGAGUACCUGUGCAUUGCGUGGUUCACUGUGGAGUUUGUUCUGAGAUUGUUAUGUACGCGGGAUCGGUGUCGCUUCCUAAGGAGUGUGGCAAACAUCAUAGACCUCCUUGCUAUUUUACCUUUCUACAUCACCCUGCUAGUAGAGAGUUUAUGUGGUGGGGAGAGCUCCCAAGAACUGGAAAAUGUGGGGCGUAUUGUCCAAGUGCUGAGACUGCUCAGAGCCCUGCGGAUGUUGAAGCUGGGAAGACAUUCAACAGGCUUGCGGUCUCUUGGGAUGACUAUUGCACAAUGCUACGAGGAGGUUGGCCUUUUGCUGCUUUUCCUCUCUGUAGGAAUCUCUAUAUUUUCCACUGUGGAGUACUUUGUUGAGCAAGGCGUGCCAGGCACAACUUUCACAAGUGUACCUGGCGCUUGGUGGUGGGCAACAACUUCCAUGACAACUGUUGGUUAUGGUGACAUUCGACCAGACACUACCACUGGUAAGGUAGUGGCCUUUAUGUGUAUACUAUCAGGCAUACUAGUUUUGGCUUUGCCAAUAGCUAUAAUAAAUGACCGUUUUUCUGCUUGUUAUUUUACACUGAAGAUAAAAGAAGCUGCUCUUCGGCAGCGUGAAGCUUUAAAGAAACUCACAAAGAACUCAUCCAGUGACUCAAACAUUAAUGUUAAUUUGCGAGACGUAUAUGCACGCAGUGUCAUGGAUAUGUUACGGUUAAAAAGCAGAGAGAGAGCCAGUACAAGGAGCAGUGGAGGAGAUGAUUUUUGGUUUUGACUUUAGGUUAUUUAGCCUUGUAUAGCAAAUAGACUACUUUGAAAAUGUAGUAUUAAGCAUCGCUUUUUAUUAUUAUUCGCCACAUAGUGUAUUUGCUUUUCAAGCGGGAGUUUUACUUACUUGGACAGACAGAGAUAACCAGUAUAUACAAAAGGCAGAAUUCAAAAUAUAGAAGCUCUCAAAGGGCUCUGAAACCUGCAGGGUUGUCUAUGGAUUUUAUGUUCUUGCAAAUGUAUACUAAUAAAGUCU